Pseudophryne corroboree (corroboree frog) is the source of this 3105-nucleotide messenger RNA. Its product is annotated as urotensin-2 receptor-like. Gene Ontology annotation, cellular component: plasma membrane. NCBI's taxonomy places the organism in Eukaryota, Metazoa, Chordata, Amphibia, Anura, Myobatrachidae. Gene Ontology annotation, molecular function: urotensin II receptor activity. Gene Ontology annotation, biological process: neuropeptide signaling pathway; regulation of blood pressure; blood vessel diameter maintenance. The transcript has a single exon. The record is from RefSeq and is a predicted model, not a curated record. The coding region runs from base 8 to 991 and encodes 327 amino acids.
CAGAAUCAUGGAUGGUUAUGACAUAGCUAACAUGUCUAUGGAGUCCAUUGAAGAAGGUUCCAUUGAAGAAGAGGUUUUAGUAACAUCCACCUUGAGUGCAGUGCUUGCUGUCAUGUUUCUCCUGGGGGUGUCUGGAAACAUCUAUGUUUUGGUCAUAACCGUGUUGUCUGGCAGACCAGUUGGCUCGAUGUGUGUCCAUGUGGUGAACCUUGCUUUGGCAGAUCUGCUGUACCUCUCAACCAUUCCUUUUGUAGUGAGCACAUACUUGGCCCGGGACUGGUACUUUGGAGAUGUAGGCUGCAGAAUUCUUUUGAGCAUGGAUUUGUUCACCAUGCAUGCCAGCAUCUACACGCUAACUGUAAUGAGCUUGGAGCGAUACAAAGUAAUAGUAAGACCCUUAAAGUCCCGCAUUUCUCACUGCCAUCGAAAGUUAACCAGUCUGACAAUAUGGUUCACAUCGUUUCUCCUCACCUUGCCUAUGAUGUGCAUGAUACGGUUACAGGAUAGCCGGUAUGGAUCCGGCAAGAAAAUAUGUUUUCCCACUUGGACACCAGAGUCUUUUAGGCAGUACUUGACUGUCCUUUUCUGUACCAGUGUUCUGGCUCCUGGAGUGAUCCUGUUAUAUCUCUAUAGCUGUCUUGCUAGGGCAUACUGGAUGUCUGGACAAGAGGUCCGACGAUCAAGCCGGAAGUUAAAUCAGUGUGUUGGGUUGCGUAUAUUCACAAUCAUCGUUGUAUAUUGGGCUUGUUUUGUACCUUUCUGGGCAUGGCAACUAGCUAGAUCUUAUCAACAUGAACAUUUAGUGAUGGCCCCAUCUGCCCAGAUUUAUCUGAAUUAUGGAGUUACCUGCUUAACCUAUGCCAACAGCUGUGUGAAUCCACUUCUGUACACAUUGCUGACUAGUAACUAUCGGGAAUAUUUAGCUAGACAGAUGCGUGAGUCCAGGCUGGAAGUGCAAAAAGGGGUGAACGAUGAGACCCUGGCAAAGUAGUCUAUAUUGUAGAAAUAUGAAACUGGAUUUAAAGUUCUGAAUUAAAGUCACUCUAUGUAAAAUAUGAAUCGGAAGCACAGGUACAGGACUUAAAAUCUGCUUCAGUUUCAUAUCAUAGAGUACUUAUAGGCUGUAUGGAUAGAAGUGCCUCUAGCACUCACUUAUGGCUUUUCUAAUAAUUAGUACAUAACAUAACACUUGUAUGGUAAAAAGUAAAAAGAUAUAAUUUAUUGAUAUAAAGACAUUAAUUAAUUUCUUCAUAAUAUCUCAGUAAAGUCAUUAGAAUUACUCUACCCCACCUGUAAACCAGUCAGAUUUGCGCACUUGUUUCCAUAUUAGUCGUUCCAAAUUUGAUGGAUGUGUUUCACCUACACAAGGCCAUCCUGAUGAAGCACUCUGUAGGUGAAACAGUGAAGUGAGGAGGACACUAAUACUUUAUAGUACAAGCGUUCUGAACGUUUGCCAGCAAACACCUCUUAUUCCGAUUCUGCCAUACCUUUGGAUGAUUAUCCUAUAUCGGAUCUAAUAAGGUGGGGAGUAAACAUUACCUUAAAAUCUUUCACUAAGAGCUUUGGAUUUAAUACCAAUUUCGGGACUUUGUAUCCCUCCUAUUGGACUUUGGAAAAUCCAUCAAAUUUGGGACGCCUAAUAUGGAGACAUAUGCGCAAAUUUUGUUGAUUCACGUUUUUUCCUUUUACCAUGCAAGUGUUUUCUUUAUUAGAAUGACCAUAAGUGAGCACUAGAGGCACAUCUAUCCAUACAGCUUUCAUAUAAACCGGAUGUGGGUCCCUGUUUUUCCUCAUUGGCAGCUACUUCAAAGAUCAGUGCGUGGGGUACCAUCUAUCUUUCUACUAGCAGUACUUCUAGGCUGGCCUGGUAAGAAAGCUUACAUUUUAUGUGGGUGUGACCCACUCAAAGUAUAUUGAACAGAUUAGAGAUGAGUAUUACAUGUAAAGUUGUAGGGCGCACAUUUAGCAUUCUACCCAGCGUAGCUCUAUUAAGAUGUACAGAUAAGAGUCAGCUAAGUCAUGUAGUACAGUAACAGGUAGACUACAGUAGCACACAUCUUGUGUAAGGGGAUUGGGCAACUCCACUUCCAUUGAUGUGUGUACAAUAAAAGCUUGUGAUGGAGAAAACAGGAUUUGAAAGGAAUUUCGCAAAUAUUUCCAAAAUACGUAUCUGUAAAAGAGCAGCUUGUUUCUGUCCAGCACUGACGGAGUCUGGGAAUCAGUAUUUCACAGUGGGGUGGUAAAUGCAAGAUGUGUGUCAGGGGAGUGUUCAUGUGACUAUAUAAUUAACUCUGUAUUCUGCAGCUCACAUAAGGAUGUAAUAAAGUAAUCCAACUAUAGAUAGUAGAAAAACUAAUCGUGUAUUUACAUUUUCUUCAGGAUUAGCAAAUUACUAACCUUCCAAGAGGGAUUUAAAAUGUUAUUUACACAUGAGCAAGAAAAUAAAAAAUUACUGAGGGGAGUAUUAUCAAAUAUUUACAUUUCAGUCAUUCUCACUGGAGUUCUCAGUUUCAUAUGUGACCAUGGGGGGUAUUCAAUUAGCUUCGAUUAUUUCGGAGCUAUUGAAUUCACUCCCCUGCCUAAUUGCGUGCCAUUUUUAAUGCAUUUUCACCAAUGUCUUUUCAACUUUUUUUUUUUUUUGCAAAAAGGCAUUGGCGAAAAAAACAAACUAAAAAUCAGUGAAAAUGGCCCCAUUUUCACUGGUGCAGGUGCAAAAGCAAGUGGAUUAGCCAAUCAAGGGGGUUUGCAGUUAGGUAAAAAAUUUUCGCCUAGGAGAAAGAACUAGACUUUUCGCUAUUUUUAGGAUGAAUGGAGAUUCGCCUUAUUCAAUAGCAGGGCCGUUGUUUCGCCUAGGCAAAAAAUUCAGGAGCGAAAAACAUGUGGAUCGGCGAAUCCACAUGUUUUCUUAACUGCGCCAGCAAAUACAUGGGUUGUUUUUGCUGAUAUUGAGGCAUUUUAUGCCAAUGCCUUUUCUCUCAAAAUAAAAAAGGUGAAAAGGCAUUGGCGAUAUUGGAACAAGAGGAUAUCAUAUUUUACACAUUUUAUAUAAAAAAUGUUUUGUUUUUUGUUAUGCAGAUUUUGCUUUUAGGUAAAUGCAAAAUAAAU